CUCUUCAGGUUUCGUUGCCUAUCUUAAUCAAACCGAUCCCGGUUAGCUACGGAUCCUUUAUUCCUCCAGGAAGUUGAUACCGCAGGAGCCUUUCGGUUUUAAAAAAUAAAUAAAAAAAUAGAGUGCAUUUUUACAAACGUAAAUAACAUAAUAAAUACGCUAAAUAUUUGUAGAAGAGCUACUAAAUAACAAAGUACCUUAAUAAUAAAGUUAUUGCAUUUAUUAUAAAUAAAUAAUCACUGUGUGUGAUGCUGAGUGACUACAGUGUUUAAAUUUCUCGAGUGAGUUUUCUUUUGAAAAGAGGAAGCAAUUUGUUUGGGCAGAGAUUGCUGAUCCAGAGCCACUUUCUUGAAAAAAAAGUUUCUCAUCCGUAACGAAGAGGAAAAAAAAAGAAAAUGAAACCACCAUCCUAUAAUGCCGAAGAAGUGCAGCAAAUCUCCCAGGAACAGGGAGAGAGGAACGUGGCGAUGGCAGUUUGUGUCCAGUUGGCUGGCAGAGCGAUUAUCAGGGUAGUUUCGCGAUGCGAAGAGGCUCAAGAACGUGGCGACUUAGAUCUGUCAGAAUGCCAAUUAAUGCAAGUACCUGAUGCUGUUUAUCAUCUGAUGAGACACACCGAAUUAAAGAGGUGUGACCUAUCCGGAAAUGUUAUCACCAAAAUUCCACCUAAGUUUGCAGUCAAAUUUUCUCUGAUUACUGAACUGAAUUUAAGCCACAAUCAAAUGAGCAAAUUGCCAGAGGAACUUUCCGAAUUACAAGCUUUGGAAAGGCUCGAUAUUUCUCACAACACAUUUAUUAACCUGCCUUCUGUGACUUGUCGGAUACCGCAACUUAAGCAACUUCUUGCCAACAAUAAUUCCAUUAUUGAAGUCGACGUGGAAAGGUUGAAACUCUCUCCAUCCUUGGGAUUCAUCGACUUAAAAAAUAAUCCUUUAACGGAAAGGUUGCACGAAUUGCUCGGGGCUUUUAAUCAGAUACAGAUAGAAAUUUCGCCGCGACAGGUUGAAGACUGGGAAGAUCUGAAUGUCUGAGAUUUUCUUCUUCAAAAAAUAAAAGCCGAUUGGGGCUUCUAUUUAAAUAAAUCAAAACCUGACAGUCUCUGCUCUUGAUUUCUCAAAUCUUCAAGGCAAUAGACAGAGAAUUUUUUGUAGAAAUUAUAAUUUUAUACAGUGAUAUGAGCCAGAACCAGCUCGAAAGAUUUUUUAAAUAUUUUUCUUUGAUAAGACAAAUUUUAAGGAAUUAUUUUUACAAAUACGAAAGCUCAAAAAUAAAUAAAAUUUAAAAUUGAAUUUGAAGAUUUCAAGCUGGUUCCAAGAUCGAAAGAAAAGUGGAAUUUGGCGAAGAUGAAGGCCAAAGGAAACCACUGAUAAUUGUGAACUAACAAGUACUUAUAAAUUUUCAAUUAUGUACAUUCGACUGAUUUAUUACGUACAUCGCUAUUUCCAUGACGAGGCGGAAAACAUUUUUCCAUUUCGAAAAAUUAUUUUUAUUUUAUCAAUUCACAGGCUGUCUAUCUGACUGGGAAAUCUGAAAACCCGGGAAUUUUUCAGCGGAUAAAAACAGGAAAUUCUCAGCUGGAAGAAUGAAUUUAAACAAAUUUAAUUUCUUAAUUGGAAUAGGGAAUUUUUCAAAAGAGAAAAUUCUAAAUUGUCUCAUAGAAUUUCAAUAAAGAAGUACAAUUUUCAGUUUAGCACUAGGAAUUUCCGUGAAGAAUUGUCAUUUUUAUAUGGAACAGGGAAUUUUAUUAAAAAAUUACAAAUAAAAAAUUUUUAAUCGGGAAUUUCGAAUUAGGGUUUUGGAACAUUUUUUACAAGCCACGGGAAUUUCGCAAAGUUUUUUUAUUCUAAUUUAAAAGAAAUUUUUUUAUAAAUUUAAUUCAAAAUUAUAAUCAUUUUACAAAAUUCGAAACUUCAAAUCAGAAAUCUUUUUAAAUGUUUAGGAGUCUUUUUAAACCUUUAAAAAUUGUACAACUUUUUGUGGAAAAGAAUGUUAGUUCUGAUUUAUAAGAA
Molecule: messenger RNA, 2006 nt
Organism: Belonocnema kinseyi
Lineage: Eukaryota; Metazoa; Arthropoda; Insecta; Hymenoptera; Cynipidae
Gene: Sclp
Product: leucine-rich repeat-containing protein 40
Exons: 4
Coding region: 396-1028 (210 amino acids)
Molecular function (GO): protein binding
Source: RefSeq, a predicted model, not a curated record